Messenger RNA from Phycomyces blakesleeanus NRRL 1555(-), 507 nucleotides. RefSeq lists its product as hypothetical. Lineage: Eukaryota; Fungi; Mucoromycota; Mucoromycetes; Mucorales; Phycomycetaceae. The transcript has a single exon. The record is from RefSeq and is a predicted model, not a curated record. Bases 1 to 507 code for a protein of 168 amino acids.
AUGAAGCAACCACAUCACCACAUCAACAGCGUAAUUUUCAAGGGAGACCGUCCCCUGCCCGGGUCCCAUCCGUUUCUUAAUUUUGCGCGAAAGAUAGCUCAGGCUACCUCCAUGCGUCGCCCGGUCGACAUUCAACUCGGGUUAGCCAGGGGCUCAACUGUAGUCGCAGUUCGCGAGAAACAGCAGCAUGCACUCCAGAAAAUAAAAUGGCUGUUGCCAAACCUACUCAGUGUUAAUAGGCGAGAGGCUGCAUUGUGGAGACAGCCAUUUACUGCACUCAUGUCCUAUCUCCAACCUCCAAAUCGAAAGGGUAUUACAAAUGAUGAGAAACUAUGUCAAGACAAAUUAGAACAGCUGAUAAAAGACGUCCUCUCACACAUCGAUGCCAAGCAAGAUUCCUCGGAUCUCAACGAGUUACGUCCCCGACUUAUUGCUUUCUUGGAUGCCAAAGAAAGGGAAGAGGGUGAUGAAAAAGAGGAAGAAGAGGAAGAACUAGAGCCUCUAUAA